Molecule: messenger RNA, 339 nt
Organism: Paramecium sonneborni
Lineage: Eukaryota; Ciliophora; Oligohymenophorea; Peniculida; Parameciidae
Source: the annotation of a GenBank genome assembly
AUGAGAAAGUAUUUUUUUUUAAAUUAAUUGAUAAUUCAUGGGUAUCUUCGAUGCCUGGUUAUUAUCCUGAAAAUAGUGUUUAUUCUUUAGUAUUAAAUAAAAAUGAAGAUAGAUUAAUAUCAGUUGAAUAUGAUAAGGAAAUAGUAAUAUGGAGAAUAUAUUAAGAUAAUAACAUAAAAAUUUGAUCAGGUAUUAUAAGAAUGUUAAGGCUUUAUUUAUUCUCUUGCCAUUAAUGUUUUAGAUACUUAUUUACUUUCAAGUUGUAUAGAUUUACAUUAAAUCUUUGGGAGAAGAAUAUGUAGACUCAAAAAUAUUAUUUCUAACAAUGAUAUAUUUUGA